AUGCAGACCAAUGUAAUGCAAUACCAAAUCGACGCCAAAACGCAAGAAAUCAGGCCUUCAUCGGACGAAACCUACGACAACCUCCUCGACCUGGCAGAUGAUCUCCCGGACUCAUCCCCGCGCUUCAUCCUUCUAAGCUAUCCCUUGACGUUGGCCUCAGGCCGCCAAUCCGUGCCCUACGUCCUCUUAUAUUAUCUCCCCGUCAACUGUAACCCAAACAUGCGGAUGAGUUACGCCGGCGCGGUAGAGCUGUUCCGGUCAACCGCCGAGGUCAAUCGCGUGCUGGAAAUCACCGAGGCCGAGGACCUGCAGGGCAUUGAGGAGAAGUUGAAGGGCGAGGAUUGA
This is a messenger RNA of Cladophialophora yegresii CBS 114405, 345 nucleotides long. RefSeq lists its product as uncharacterized. Gene Ontology annotation, biological process: negative regulation of Arp2/3 complex-mediated actin nucleation; actin filament debranching. Gene Ontology annotation, cellular component: actin cortical patch. The record is from RefSeq and is a predicted model, not a curated record. NCBI's taxonomy places the organism in Eukaryota, Fungi, Ascomycota, Eurotiomycetes, Chaetothyriales, Herpotrichiellaceae. Gene Ontology annotation, molecular function: Arp2/3 complex binding; actin binding. The transcript is spliced from 3 exons. The coding region runs from base 1 to 345 and encodes 114 amino acids.